AUGAGUGAAUUCCCACGCAUUUCAUUACCUGUACCUUUAAUGAAAUCACAUUAUGAUGUGGUAGUUGUUGGUUCAGGUUAUGGAGGUUCAAUUGCUGCUUCACGCAUGUCAAGAGCUGGAAAACGUGUCGCUCUUUUAGAAAGGGGCAAGGAAAGAUGGCCAGGCGAGUUCCCACAAAAGUUACACGAAUGCGUAAAAGAGUUUCAAGGUUCCAUUCAAACAAAAUCUCUUGGUCAAAAAACCGGUUUAUAUCAUCUUUAUGACGGCGAACAGCAAGAUGUUCUUUGUGGUUGUGGUCUUGGAGGUACAUCACUUAUCAAUGCCAAUGUUGCUCUCGAAGCCGAUGAACGUGUUUGGAAACAAACUGUAUGGCCACGAGAAAUUCAUGAGGAUAUGGAAAGUAUUAAACGAAACUAUGAUAGAGCAAGAGAAGUAAUUCAUCCAUCCCCAUAUCCCGAACAUUUUCCUGAAGUUCCAAAACUGAAAGCUUUAGAAGAACAAGCCAAGAGAUUAGGCGGAGAGUUUCACAAGAACUUUAAACGUCCACCCGUUGCCAUCUCAUGGGAGGAUCGUGUUAAUUAUGCCGGGGUUAGACAAAAUGGUUCAACAUUGGUUGGUAAUGAUGUUUCUGGUAAUAACGAUGGAAGUAAAAAUACAAUGUUGAUGACUUAUAUUCCUGAUGCUUGGAAUCAUGGAUGUGAAAUAUUCUGUGAAGUUAACGUGCCAAGAAUAAAAAAAGAUAGUAAAUCUAAUAAAUGGAUUGUAUUCUAUGAAUGGUUAGAUACCGAAAGAUGUACUUUUUCAGAUGAAAGUACAGUGCAUCUUUAUUUUGUUACUGCAGAUUCAGUUUUUAUUGGUGCUGGAACUAUGGGUUCCAAUGAAAUUUUAUUGAGAUCAAAACUUUAUGGUUUGCCAACUAGUCCAAAUGUAGGAAAAGGUUUUAGCGGGAAUGGUGACAUUUUGGGAUUUGCUUUUAAUUCAGACAUACCUGUUAAUGCUGUUGGAGUUAAAGAACGCACACAUCAAAAGAAAGUUGUUGUUGGUCCAGAUAUAUCCGGUGUCAUUGACAUGCGAUUGACUGGUGAAGAAUUUGAUGGUUAUGUGAUAGAAGAUGGUACGCUUCCGCAUGCUAUCAGAGCACUCGGUAAACUAGUUAUCCAUACUACUGAUGAUUUUUGUGGAGUAGAUCCUCCAAAUAUCGGUAUUGGCAAGUCAAUAGCUAGAAAAUGGAGAAAAAUGGUUACAAAUCUUGCAGGUGUUUAUCAAGGUGCAAUGCUGAAUACACAAAUAUAUUUAGUCAUGUCACAUGACGAUCAUUCUGGUCAAAUGGAAUUAGUUGAUGACAAACUUAAAAUUCAAUAUCCUGGCGUUGGCGAGUCAAAAAAUGCCGUGAGAAUUAAUAAUGUGUUGAAAGAUGCUGCAUUUUCCAUUGGCGCAUCCUGGGUUUCAUCACCAACAUGGAGUAAACUCAAUCAUCGUGGUUUGGUUAGUGUUCACCCUCUUGGUGGUUGUAGUAUGGCAUCAGAUGGUAGUAAAGGUGUUGUUAAUCACAAGGGCUCUGGUGUAGAAGUUUACAAAGAUUUAUAUAUAUGUGAUGGUUCAAUUGUACCAACAUCACUUGCAGUUAAUCCAUUCUUAACUAUUUCCUGUCUAUCUGAAAGAAUUUGUGAACUGGCCGCAAAAGAUAAUGGUUUGAAAAUUGAUUAUAAACCUGCAGAACAACUUAUAGACUUUACAAAACCACUCAAAUCAUAUAGAGAUGAAACUCAUGAACUUGUUAAACUUUCACGAAAAGGUCCUUUAGAAAAAGGUAUCUCCUUCACUGAAGUAAUGAAAGGUUAUUUCUCAACUGAAAUUAUUUCUAAAGAUUUUGCGGUUGCUGAAAAACAAGCUAAAUCUGCCGGCUCAACAAUGCAGUUUUUAUUGACGAUAAUUUGUCAGGACACCGAUAAACUUAUUGAUUUGGACGAUAAUUGUGCAUUCAUAACUGGAACUGUUUCAUGUCGAGCCUUGUCACCUGAUCCAUUACUCGUGACCAGAGGAAAAUUCCGUCUUUUCGUACCUGAACCUGAUAGUGUUGACUCAAAUAGAAUGAUUUACAACUUGAAUUUAUUGGCUACUGAUGGGUCAAAAUAUCGAUUUAAAGGAUUCAAAUUGGUUAAUAAUUCAAAUGUUCUUCAUGCCUGGUAUCAGACAACCGCUCUAUUUGUCUCUGUUUACCUUAGAAACAAAAAAGAUGAUGAUCUUGAACUUGAUGAAAUUAAUGCAAAUCAAGGGGGUAUAGGAGAAGUGGAUGAUGAUGAAGAUGAGAAUUUACAAAUUGUUGGUAGAGGAAUUUUAAGAAUAAGACCAUUUGAUUUCUUUACACAACUUAGAACGAUUGAGGCGUCCGGAACUAAAAGGAGUUCAGCGUUCUUAUCAUUCCAUCGAUUCUUUGUUAUGACUUUAAUGAAACAUUCUUUUGCUAUACUACGCAGUUUGGAGUAUCCAACCACUUUAUCCGCAAAACUAUUAACCCAUUCAAAAUUUAUAAGGCCAAAAAAGAUAACUUAUACCAUCACAUCUGAGGAUGGUAUCAAGUCAGCAUUACAUAGAUAUGAAGGUGGAAGAAAAGGUCCUGUAUUAUUGGUAACAGCAAUGACUUAUGAAAUGUGGUCUACAGAUUUUUCUAAAAACAAUUUAUUGGAUUAUCUUUUGGAAAAUGGAUAUGACGUUUUCUUAAAUGAUUACCGUCUUGCACCAACAAAUGCAGCAGUGCAUGAUCAACAUACUGUUGAUAAAAUCAUGUUGGAUCAGGUAGCUGCUGUUAAUGAAGUUCGUAAUAUUACUGGUGUUGAAAAAAUUGCUGUUAUAGCACAUUGUGUUGGUUCUCUUAUUACUUUUAUGGGAGUAUUAAGUGGUCAAAUUAAAGGUGUAGGAACAAUUAUUUGUUCUUCUACGUCAAUGCAUCCAUAUCUUGGAUUUUGGAAUAGAGUAAAAAUGAAUUUGAGAUUAAUUGAUGUUUAUAAAUAUGUUUUACGUCGACCAGCAUUUGAUGUAAGAACAUCGGCUGACACCAAUUUCAUUGAUCGAAUCAUCAAUCAACUAUUAAGAUUUUAUCCAGUACCAAAAGGACAAGUGUGUCGAAAUGCAUUGUGUCUUAGAGCAUCGUUAUGUUACGGCACAUUAUAUCAACAUGAACAUCUUACACAACAAGUUCACGACUAUCAACAUCAAUUCUUUGGUUCAGUGAAUCUAACUACACUCAAGCAUCUUUUCACAAUGGCUCGUAAAUGUAAAUUAGUCGAUUACAAUUCCAAAGAUAUAUAUGUUAUUGAUGAAAAUGUGAAAAACAAUUUAAAUUUCCCUAUAACAUUUAUUCAUGGUGAUAAAAACGUUGUGUUUGAGUUAAGUUCAACAAGAAAAUCAUAUGAUUAUAUUCGUCAAAUAAAUGAUCCCGACAACUAUAGUCUUCGUGAGAUUGAUGGAUAUGGACAUCUUGAUGUUUGGUGGGGAACUAACGCAAUAAAGGAUGUUUAUCCAAUAGUUUUAGAACAUUUGGAAAAAAAUAAAGAUAAAUAUGGCUAUCAUUAA
This is a messenger RNA of Entrophospora candida, 3573 nucleotides long. NCBI's taxonomy places the organism in Eukaryota, Fungi, Glomeromycota, Glomeromycetes, Entrophosporales, Entrophosporaceae. The record is from the annotation of a GenBank genome assembly.